AUUUCCUUGUAUAGAAAGAAAACGAAGCCUAUAAAUGUCACACAGCAAAAAAAGGGUGUCUCUCCAAUUACGCAUUUAACUCAAUCAAUCGCGAGAGAGAAGGAUACAAUCAGAUAUAAGAUAUAAGAAGAUGGGGAGAGGAACCGAAGCUUUUCCUGAUAUGGGGGCGCACUGCGAGCACGAAGAUUGCAAUCAACUCGAUUUCUUGCCCUUCACCUGCGACGGGUGUCAAAAGGCAUUUUGUUUGGAGCAUCGAACCUACAAAUCGCACGGUUGCCCCGGAUCGGAGCACAGGAGCCGCACGGUGGUCGUGUGCGAGAUUUGCUCCGCGUCCGUGGAGAGGGAGGGGGGCGGAGAGGAUGACGUGGCCGCUUUGGAGCGGCACGUGCGAUCCGGCGCGUGCGACCCGGCGAGGAAGCGGAAGCCGCGGUGCCCCGUGCCGCGGUGCAGGGAGGCGCUCACCUUCUCCAACACCGCCACGUGCAGGGCCUGCCACGUCAGCGUCUGCCUGAGGCACCGCUUCCCCUCCGACCACGCGUGCGCGCCCCGGGUCCCGGUAACUUUGCCUGCGAGGAACGGGAUCCAGUGCGGGGAUCGGAAGGCCCGCGUGCGAUCUCCGCCGUCCGUCAAAGCAUACUGAUUAGAUUUAUAUAUAUAUAUAUAUAUUUUAAAAAUACUUUUAUGUGGGGAUUUUUUUUUUUUUUUGGAAGGUUGUGUGGUGUGAGUUGAUCUGUAUAAAGGAUUGUAGGGAUGGAACGAAUUUAUUCUUGUUAUACACUGCUGAUGAUGAUGAUGGUUACUAAU
Ananas comosus (pineapple) is the source of this 804-nucleotide messenger RNA. Its product is annotated as zinc finger AN1 domain-containing stress-associated protein 17. The transcript is spliced from 2 exons. Gene Ontology annotation, molecular function: zinc ion binding. Gene Ontology annotation, cellular component: cytoplasm. The record is from RefSeq and is a predicted model, not a curated record. The coding region runs from base 131 to 640 and encodes 169 amino acids. NCBI's taxonomy places the organism in Eukaryota, Viridiplantae, Streptophyta, Magnoliopsida, Poales, Bromeliaceae.